CAGAUGUGUUUUGUCCUCUCGGCAGUUGAAGAGUGAAGGACAAGGAGGCGUAAUGUCAGUUUGAAAGAGACGAGAUUUAUCGAUACUCUGGGCAAAAUAAAGGUCACCGUUGGACAGCCAGUUGAAUAGCCAGAUAAGACAGUCAGACGCGAUUUUCUGAAAGGAUUAGCAAAGGAAACACGAAAGAUUGAAUGCCAUAUUCAGCCGUAAAUCUUACUGGAAUAAACGAUGUCAAGUCAACGGUUUACCUCCUGGUCAGGUGAUUUAAGGUGCAGUCUGUGAAGUCUGCUGCCUUGGCUAUCUAAAGCAUCAGUGGUUCAGAAAGGGGUAUGGCCCCGGCCCUGACCAAAAUCCUGAAAGAUGGCCAUGGGAUCCACCUGUCCUCACCUCCUGCUUCUGUCAGAAUGGACUCAGAUGGGAGAGCCAUGUGCAGUGCUGAGCUGGAGUCUCAGAUGAGAUCGACAGAUGAUGGUGACCUCCAGAAGAUGUGGCUGAACCUUUCCUCGUUUCCCUCUCUGGACUCAUGUCUCCCCGUGAGCCCAUUGGACGUCCCUACCAACCCUGUGCUUUCCCCAUGUCUGCAGGCGUCUGCCAGCCAAUGUGAGACGGUGCUCCUCCCAAGCCCUGCUUCCCUCCUCAGCCUCCUUACCUUCAAUAAAGGCCUGAGAGAUUCUCAUCAGGUGGCCUGCGUCUUCCCAGGUGUACCAGACAUGUUUUUAGUCCCUGUCCCUGAGCACAAUAGCCAAGAGACUUGCCUGUUACAUGGUCACAGUGCUACUCCUGAAUGUAGGCCAGAUGGUGGUGAUGUGCAUCAUUCCUCCCUUAUCUUUACCAGUGUUCCUCCUUCAUAUUCCCAUGGGGAGAUAAUGUACCAGGGCUACACUCCCUUCUUUGCACCCCCACCUACAUUGACACAGGAGAAAAUGGCUGGAAUGGGCUGUGCUCCUCCAUCUACAGGGCAGCCUUGCAGUGGCAGGGUGAACUCUGACCAGCUGGCAUCCACAGCUGUGCUGGAGGAGGCAGUGAAGGAGCAGCUCUCCAGGCAGGCAGGGCUGCGCAACAGAGCUCAGAGGCUGCAGAGGAGACUGCAAGCCCUGCUAGGUGAGCACGCUUUGCUACACUGCAACCAGCAGCUGGAAGGGCUUAAAAGGCACUGUCAACUUGGAGGUGUGUCUCUUGCUAGCCCGGACUCCAUACAUCCUGGUAUACUACCUCCGCUGGGCUGUAAACCCCAUUUUUCUUGGCUAGAGUCGUCCACAGCCUCAUCUUCCUUCACAGAGCUCAGCGAAUUCAGCCGCUCCAGCCAGGCGGUGCUGAGAGGCCUGCAGGAGGAUUUGGACUCAGAGGCCACGGCCAGCAGCAGCUCAGAUGAUGAGCAAGAGGAGGAUAAGAGUCACGGCAAAACCAAGACACCUGGCAGUGGCAGCUGUGAGAGGCGGUGGCUGGAAGAGAGAGCGGAGCUGGGCAGCAGAUGGAGCUGGGUGCAGCUACGUCUGGUCGAGCUGGAGGGGAGGAUACAACAACUGGUGGAGCUCCACAAGCACAUCCGCUCUACCAAGGGUGGUGUGGUGCUUGCAGAGUCCCAGCCACUGACAGACAGAUGGAUUCAGCACACCCUGCUGAGAGAAAUGGCAGCCUCGGAUGCUGACGCUGAACCCUGCAGCCCCACACGCCUUCUGCACAACAUAGAGAGACAGAGUGCUCAGCUCAGCCAGAUUGUCAACAGUCUGAUGCCUCCUCUCAGCUUUUCACCGCUGUCUAAACAACCACACACCUGGAAAGGCAAGAGAGCCUUCACGAGUGGUCAGAAAGGAGACGAUGUUUUUGUGCCUGGGAGCUGUAAGAGAAGGAGACCGGGGACCAGGAGGCUCUUCAAAGCUGAUGUGUCGUGCGUGUGUGCCCGGACCAGGCCCCUGGUCACCUACCACAAGCCCAAACUGUUCACUUUCAACACCAACAACCCCAGCCGGCCACAGGACUCUGGGAAGUCCACGUCUACCCUCUCCUCUUCUCUCUCAACAUCUUCCUGUUCAUGUUGCUCAUCUUGUGAUCCUGUAGUCCUGUGCUGUGAUCCUGAAUGCAGCUCCAGUAGGGCCCUGUCCUCCAGGACCCCCAGCUCCACACCUCACCCUGUGUUGUCUCUUUCGUUUGACACUCCUCUGUCCCACCAUGUAAAGAGGGCCCUGGCCAGAGAAGAAUGGUCCCAAAGGCCUCUUGUUAUCAAUCAACCAUCCAGUCCGGCACACUACAAGAGACGCAGCUCCACACCACUGCACAGCAGUCACAAAUACAAGCAGCAUGCAAGGCAUCAUAAAAGCAGAGUUAUGGGUUUGUCGCCAAUCGGGAUGGCAGGCUCUGCUCAGAGUCAACACAGGAGAGCCAAUCAGAGGAAAAAGAAGAGAAGACACAUCAACAGGCUGAUAGAAGAUAAGGAAGAUGUCCUGUACCAGCUCUGUGACCCAGAGGACAGCUCAGAUGGAGUGCUGGAGGAGAGCUACACACAGGUUUCACGCAAGCAGGCCUCACAGGGCUUUGUUCGCAAACGCCAGGGAGAGAGUGUGUACAACAUCAACAACAUUGUCAUCCCCAUGUCACUGGCUAAAGUGGAAAAGCUUCAGUACAAAGACAUCCUGACACCCAGUUGGCGGGCGGUUGACGCCUCAUCUCCGAUGAACAGGGAGGCAGAGGAGGAGGAGGACAAUGAAGAGGGGCAGGUGGAAGAUCUCAUUGACGAAGUCUUCGCCCAGAGACACCUGGCCUUAGAGCAGAGAGAGAAAUUUCGCUGGCCAUCCUGGGGAAAGAGAAAAUGCUCCGGGCGCCCUAAAAGAUCUGGCAGCAGGUUAUCAGGCAGUGGGGGCGGGAUGUGCACAUCAGGAGAGGAGAGCUCUGUGGAGCUGAGUUUUGCUCAGCUGGACAGCGAUGAACAGCAAAGCUCAGAGGAGUGGCUGCCUCAGACACCCUGGGAGCCACGAGUGUUUCCAUUGGAUGAGGAUGAGGAAGAAGCCCUGCUCUCUGAUAACCUAGAAAACGUCCCAUCAGGGUGGUCAGAGUGUAGCUUGGCCUCCGCCACAUCAAAGAACUCCAACUCCCAUCUCUCCCCAGCUCAGUCCUCUGGUGCCACACUGCCAUCUGGUGGACAAAGCAAGAGCAGAACACCCAAUGGCAGCUGAGAGAGCAGUGCCUUACUUUUUACAUAUCUCCUCCCGCCUGGGACCAUGAGGAGAAAACAUGCCCUGGAAACCUUAAUUGGGAUACUUUAUACAUUCCACAAAUACAGUGAUUUGAUGUUAUUUGCUUAAUACUUUAAAACAAAAGUGUCUAUUUAGUGAGUAUUGUAACAUGUGUCACACUAAUUUAAACUGACUACUGUAGUUUCUGCUACACUUUCAGGUUUUAAUGUACAAGAGGUACUUUAUGUAAAAAUAUAUAUACCAGCACAAAUCCACUGUAGUCUCAGGUUUGUAUACCGUUGGUAGUUGUCACAUGCUAUUUAUUUUCACAGUUGUCUGUGUAGAAAGACUACAUACAUACUGUAUAUUUAUGCUUGCUGUAUGUGUGCUUUUUUCUGUUGUCAUUUGGUAUAUAUUUUCUAUGAAGAAAAAACGUUAUUAGUAAACAUUAACAUUAGUAAACAUACA
Messenger RNA from Siniperca chuatsi (mandarin fish), 3638 nucleotides. RefSeq names its product KAT8 regulatory NSL complex subunit 1-like (gene kansl1l). Gene Ontology annotation, molecular function: histone acetyltransferase binding. Gene Ontology annotation, cellular component: NSL complex. The record is from RefSeq and is a predicted model, not a curated record. The transcript is spliced from 16 exons. The coding region runs from base 330 to 3170 and encodes 946 amino acids. NCBI's taxonomy places the organism in Eukaryota, Metazoa, Chordata, Actinopteri, Centrarchiformes, Sinipercidae.